ACGAGCGCCUGGCGCUGCUGCUCGGCUCCAUCGGGCUGCUGGGCGUCGGCAACAACCUGCUGGUGCUGGUCCUCUACUACAAGUUCCCGCGGCUCCGCACGCCCACCCACCUCCUUCUGGCCAACAUCAGCCUCAGCGACCUGCUGGUGUCCCUCUUCGGGGUCACCUUUACCUUCGUGUCCUGCCUGAGGAACGGCUGGGUGUGGGACACCGUGGGCUGCGUGUGGGACGGGUUUAGCAGCAGCCUCUUUGAGAAGAGUUCCAGUCACAAAUGCAUAUGUGAUGCAUUUUGACAUUUACUGCUAAGAUGAAAUGCAGAAAUGAAACCACACAUCCGUUUUAGUAUUCUCAGGUGUGAUUAGAUGUACUUUCUCAUGUUUUUAUGCUACUGACUUACAAGAAAACAAUUAAUAAAGGGUAGCAGUUAACACCUAGGAUCUGCCACCUCAGUGCUUCUGGGAUGAACUGGAACAUCACAAGGAGAGGUUUUAUUACAGCAUAAUCACACCUCAACUGAGUCCUUGACGUAUGUUCAUACGCAGUUCCUUCAUCAGCAGUUGUCACCAGACGCUUUACUUCCUAGGAUGGCGGAGAGUCUCCCCACAGAGUUUGAUGUAGUUAUAAUAGGAACAGGUUUGCCUGAAUCCAUCCUUGCGGCUGCAUGUUCAAGAACUGGUCAGAGGGUUCUGCAUAUUGAUUCAAGAAGUUACUAUGGAGGAAACUGGGCUAGUUUUAGCUUUUCAGGAUUGCUAUCCUGGGUGAAGGAGUAUCAGCAAGACAGUGACAUUGAGGAAGAAAGUACUGUUUCAAGGCAAGGCCUGAUCCCUGAGACAGAAGAAGCCAUCGCUCUUCGCAAGAAGGAUGAAACCAUUCAACACAUAGAAGUUUUUUGUUAUGCCAGUCAGGAUCAGGAUACAGAGGACAAUGUUGAAGAGAUUGGUGCACUGCAGAGAAAUCCUUCCUCAGUGGCAUCUACUACCAUUACUGAACUGGAUUCUGCAUGUUUGCCUGAAGAAAGGCAGUCAUAUUUUACUGACUAUGAAAUGCCUGCUAACCACACUCAGAAAAGUGAUAAGGAGAUUUCACUAGGCAUAACUGAUGUAGAGGAAUCACUGGAGAAAGAAAAGGAUUGUGGAGAUAACACUUGUAUACACACAAUUUUGGGUGGACAUAAAGAUGAAGACAAACAUACAGUAGAAGACAACACUGGUCAAGCAAAAAAAAAUAGGAUUACUUUCUCUCAUAUAGUUAAAGAAGGCAGGAGGUUUAAUAUUGAUUUGGUAUCAAAGCUGCUGUAUUCUCAAGGCUUGCUAAUUGAUCUUUUAAUCAAAUCAAAUGUUAGUCGUUAUGCAGAAUUUAAAAAUGUCACUAGGAUUCUUGCAUUUAGGGAAGGAAAGGUAGAACAGGUGCCUUGUUCCAGAGCAGAUGUCUUUAAUAGCAAAGAACUCACUAUGGUUGAAAAGAGGAUGCUAAUGAAAUUUCUCACAUUUUGUUUAGACUAUGAACAACACCCUGAUGAAUACCAAGGUUUCAGGCAGUGUUCAUUUUCAGAGUACUUAAAAACUAAAAAAUUAACUCCCAACCUCCAGCAUUUUAUACUGCACUCAAUUGCAAUGACAGAAUCAUCUUGCACUAUAAUUGAUGGCCUUAAAGCAACAAAAAAAUUCCUUCAGUGUCUUGGACGUUUUGGCAACACGCCCUUUUUAUUUCCUGUGUAUGGCCAAGGAGAAAUUCCCCAGUGUUUCUGCAGGAUGUGUGCAGUUUUUGGUGGAAUCUAUUGUCUUCGCCAUAAAAUACAGUGCUUUGUAGUUGACAAAGAAUCUGGAAGAUGUAAAGCAAUUAUAGAUCACUUUGGUCAGAGAAUAAAUGCUAAGUAUUUUAUUGUGGAAGAUAGUUACCUUUCUGAGGAAACAUGCUCAAAUGUGCAUUAUAAGCAGAUCUCUAGGGCAGUGCUCAUUACAGAUCAGUCUGUACUGAAGGCAGAUUCAGAUCAGCAGAUUUCCAUCUUGCUGGUGCCUCCAGCAGAACCAGGAGCUUGUGCUGUUCGGGUCACAGAAUUAUGUUCUUCAACCAUGACAUGCAUGAAAGACACUUACCUGGUACAUCUGACCUGCUCAUCUUCUAAAACAGCAAGAGAGGACUUAGAAUCAGUGGUGAAUAAAUUAUUCACCCCAUAUGCUGAAACAGAAACCAACAAGGAAGAACCUACAAAGCCAAGACUCUUAUGGGCUCUUUAUUUUAAUAUGAGAGAUUCGUCGGGAAUCAGCAGAAGCUCAUAUAAUGGUUUACCUUCCAACGUUUAUGUCUGCUCUGGACCUGACGGUGGACUGGGAAAUGAGCAUGCGGUCAAGCAAGCUGAAACACUUUUCCAGGAGAUCUUUCCAAGUGAAGAAUUCUGCCCCCCACCUCCAAAUCCAGAAGACAUUAUCUUUGAUGGUGAUGAUAAGCAACCAGAGGUUCCUGGAACUAAUAAUAUCAUAAUGGCCACAAUAGACUCCUCUGAGGAAAGUAAAAACCUGGAAAGCCCAGAGAAGCACCUUCCACAUUAGAAAAGAGCAAACUGGAAAUGUUACUUUGGGCCUUCUUCCUGGCAUCAGAAUAUUCUCAUUUGAAGGACGGUUUUCCAUAUGAGUAACUAGAAGUGGUUAUAUGAUGAAUGCUAUGCAGAUUUGCCUUUAACUCUCUUUGAGACAUUCAGCAUUUGAAUGUCUUUGUUAACCUAUAGGUAACUUAUGUAUUGGUUAUUGGACUUUUUGUUUCAGAAUGGGCUUCAUGAUCCAGAAUCUUAAAGCAGAGUUAACUUUAUUUUAGUAUUGGGUAUGCGUGUGAGGGUUCCAUAUUAGAAACUCAGCUGAAAGGAAGGUAAUGUUGUAUUUGCUAAUGAUCUUCAGAUUUUAUCAAAGGAAUAUUUUAAUUGCUUUUGCAGCUGUUAUAGUUCCUACUACCUGUUUGAAUUCUGAAACACACACAUAUAAAUUAUGUGGGUGUUUUGUAUAUAACAAAAACAUGUAGACUUAUGGCCAGAAUAGCAACUAAUGCAAGAUCAAAUAGAUUUGUUUAUAACUGUUAAAUGAUUAUCUUUGCAUGAUCCUUUAUUUUUUGAAGGUCUGAUGUUUAUAGUACAUUCUGCAGAAUAAUUAAUCUACUUGCCCCUUUUAACUAUUGAGGCAGUGACACCAUUAUAAUCUUUUACUUUACAAAAAAAAUUAGAGUUCAAUUAGUAGAGAGCUCAUUUUAAAGAGAUUUGUUUCAAAGACUAUUUAGGGGAUAAGUUUUGUUGUUCUGGUUUAAUACUUGAGAAAAUUUCUGCAGACCCUCCUCUGGCACCUAAAAGAAAAUAACUUACAAUGAGGAAAAAUAAAGUGCCACUGGAAAAGAUACUUCUGUCCUGAAAUUCCUAAGGAGAAACUGAGUGAGGCAUUUUUAACCUGGGAUUACAGAUGGUUUUCAAAUCCUCUGUAGAUUACCCAAGGUUUCUCAGUGAAGAUGAAAUGUUCCUCGUUGUUGGCUCUACCACUUUAAUUAGCAACAGUAACCACAACUGAUAGGAGUGAAUCAGAGGAAGAUUUACCAUGCCCCUUCAGUUGUGUCCCACCCCUCAAAUAGUGAGGCAACAACCUUCAUAAUCACUUCUGCCUAUUGGAUCUUAUCUAGAUCAUAGAAAUGUUUCUUCUCCCAGAACCACUAGAAGGCGUAAAAUUGUUUGAACUCUAGUGUUGAAAACCUGGGAGCUGUCAGAAGAGAUGAGUGUCCUUCUCUGCUAGCCGGUUUCCAAUCCACAGGCAGAGGAUGAUGAUACCAUAGGAAGCAGGCCCCUUUCCUGACAAUUUUUGCUUUGAAACAGAGCAUUGUGCUUUCUCACUGCAGUUUUACAACAACCGUGUGAGGCAGAUAUUGCAUACAGUUUCAAAGAGGAAAUAAAAACUGACUUGUAAUUUGCUCAGUCUGGUAUUUGGAAGAGCCAGCAUUGAAACCCAAGCUUUCAUGAUUCUAUAACCUUUGAUCUUUCUACUAAUGUUCACUGUUAGAAGAGUGUAGACACUGUAGGAGAAGCAAAAGGUGCCCAUGAAAGUCAGUUUAGUAUUGCUGGGGAAGAAAAGCAGACAGACACUGGUCUUAUAGCUUAUUUUUGAAUCUGAGAAAUGUGAAGAUUAAGAUUGAUUAAAAAUAGAUGUAUUUUAGAGCAUUAAUCUCAUUGAAGCGGAAUUUGGCUAAGCUUUCACAAAGUAAUGCUCAUCAGUAACCUAUCUUUUGAUCUGAAGAUUAUGUUAUAAAAAUACGGAUGUUAGUAGGUCAAAAUGUGUUCUGAAUACAGUCUUUGUUCCUCUUCUAUAUGUGAGAAAAAUGAGACAGAUUUAAGUGAUUGAUAGCUUGCUUAAAAUAGAAAAGUCAUGGACAGGAUCCUAAAGUUGAAAUCUAUCAAAACGACUGAAUUGCCUGAAAUAGACAUAUGAAAUAGUAACUAAAAUGAAAAGACUUUAAGAUGAUAAAUAAAAUGGAAGUAAAGUUAGGUCAGAUCUAUUGAAAUCUGUUUUCUGGUAUCACAGAUUAUUCAUAAGAAAUUGAGGAAAGGGACAAUGAGAAGUCGCAAAAGAUAGUAUAGUUAAAUAUAAUGGAAAUGGGAAAAAAGUGUUAAGACUGCUCCAAAAUAAGGGUUGUUUUAAAGACUAACAAAAUGCCUUUCUUAAAUGAAUAUAAAAUAAGAGGGCAAUGAGAAACUAUAAUCAAUAAAAAAGCAUUUUCAAUUUUAGGGAUUAUUGUAACCCAGUAUAAUGUUCUGACAAGUUGGAAUUUGACCGUAAUGGGCUUAUUGGUGAACUUUUUAAAACAUUUAAAGAAUACAAUGAUAUCUAUGUACCAUGAAAGACAAUAUGCUUUCAGUUGCAUUUUGAGGCAAAUAUGACCUCAGUACUAAAAGUCAAGCAUUUUAAAAAGGGUCUCAUUCAGCCGGGCUCGGUGGCUCAGUCUGUAAUCCUGCGCUUUGGGAG
Molecule: messenger RNA, 4988 nt
Organism: Carlito syrichta (Philippine tarsier)
Lineage: Eukaryota; Metazoa; Chordata; Mammalia; Primates; Tarsiidae
Gene: CHML
Product: CHM like, Rab escort protein 2
Exons: 2
Coding region: 585-2549 (654 amino acids)
Biological process (GO): protein geranylgeranylation; intracellular protein transport; vesicle-mediated transport
Cellular component (GO): nucleus; cytosol; Rab-protein geranylgeranyltransferase complex
Molecular function (GO): GDP-dissociation inhibitor activity
Source: RefSeq, a predicted model, not a curated record